UUCCGGACUCUUUUAGGAGUUACACACCACACAGACACGCAUGGCAGCUGGAUGCGCCUGGAGCGGUCAGUAAUAACCAUGAAAACGAGAAAUAAACACCUUUAUUUUACUAUUUCUCUCAAUUAGCACAUUCCUGUACAUCUGCAGCGGUCUUCCUCUUCACUCCUUUCCGUGAAAAAGGGAGGAACGUCUCACAGUUUUGUCGAGUUGAGAAAUGAAAGGCACUGCCUGGUCUAAAAAAAUGUCUAAGAGGAAGGCAAAACAUGCUGGAUGGAAGCACCGAGCUCAAGCUAAAGGAGGGAAAGAGGAGGAGAAAAGUGGGGAAAAGAAAAGGAUGCAUUUCUUUCCAUGUGUGGAGAAGAAACAGAAAGAGAAGAAAAACGCACACCUGCCACCCAAAGAGGCUCAGGCCUUUUCAACCAACUGGAAAAACUUUGUUGGUCUGCUGAACUCGAAACCGACUGCAGGGACUGAAAAGAGCGCUCGGCAGAAGGAGGAACCGAAGCCCCAGUCAGCAGUGAAUAAAGACUUUCACAGUGCAGCGCAAAAAACGGACAAACACGUAAAUAAAUCUGGGCAUAAACCACCGAAGACCACCAAUAAAGCAGCCCACGAUGUGAAGACGAAGAGUCCAGAGGACGCUGGAGCCCAGCAGAACGGGAAGGGUCCUUCAGGCCCCAAACAGCAUAAAGCUGAGAAGAGGAAAGCGAGGGACAGCGGAGACGGAGAUAAGACCUGGAGAAACAAAAAGAAGAAAGCCGAAGAGACGGAAAAGCAACCGACACAGCCAGAUAUCUGGUUUGAUGAUGUCGACCCUGAUGACAUCGAGGCUGCACUGGGCUCGGAGGCUGCAGACAUCGUGAGGAAGAGGAGCGGUGUGACGAAGAGCAUUGAGGAGAGUACGGAGCAAGAGCUAGUGAAGGAGCGCUCUUACGACGGAGUGACGCACAUAGUCGCUAUGGACUGCGAGAUGGUGGGCGUGGGGCCCGGCGGAGAGGACAGCAUGCUGGCGCGCGUCUCUAUCGUCAACCGUUUCGGGAAGUGCAUCUACGACAAGUACGUCAAACCCACGGAGAAGGUCACCGACUACCGAACAGCCUUCAGCGGCAUCCGCCCUGCAGACAUCGAGAACGGAGAGGACAUCAGCACGGUCCAGAAGGAAGUGGCUGAGAUUCUGAAGGGGAGAAUAUUAGUGGGACACGCCAUUCACAAUGAUUUAAAGAUUCUGCUGUUGGAUCACCCAAAGAAGAUGAUCAGAGAUACACAGAAGUACAAAGAGUUUAAGAAGAUCACAAAGAGUUCCCGUCCUGCGCUGAGAGUUCUGAGUAAGAAGGUCCUGAAUGUGAACGUGCAGCAGGGCGAACACUCCUCUGUCCAGGAUGCCCAGGCCACUAUGCGGUUGUACACAAUGGUAAAGAAGCGGUGGGAGGCAGAGCUUAAGGCUGGAAUAAAAGCCCAGAAGAGCCCUCGCAAGGCGAAAGCUGACCUGAGAGCAGCUCCUACACAGCAUACAGUGAGUGAAGAAACACAGUCUUAGCUGACCUCAGAACAGCUUGGACACCAGAGACCAACAAAACCCAAUCGACAGUACGGAGCUGUAAAUCCUAUUCAGUGUGGGACGGAUGACAUUUUGUUGUUUAAGCAACUAACAGGAUAAGACUGACUCCACCGUGUUCCCAGUAAUGAGUGCCUUUCCCAGCCAGAGUUCCAGAACUGGGCCCGAAUGUGACGCUAAUGCCUUUCUCUUGUUCGUAUACAUCAAGUUGGUUGAGGAUCAGAAGUUUCACUCAUACCUGCCCGUCAUCUGCUCACCAUUACAUGGCCAACUGUGCGAUGUAGGAGCACACAGUGUGUGUUCCUGUGUUCCUGUGGUUGGGUUGUGUGUAAAUUUGCACGUUAGAGCUCAUUUCUCACUGUUCAGGCUCUUUUUAUAGCGAAGAUGUCACGCGCAGGACAAAGUUUGUCAGACUGAACUUUCUCUGAGGAUUGUCUCCCUCAUGUUGAAUAUGUAAUAUUAAAAGAAAUGUGAAAUCCUCA
Messenger RNA from Pygocentrus nattereri (red-bellied piranha), 2037 nucleotides. RefSeq names its product REX4 homolog, 3'-5' exonuclease (gene rexo4). The coding region runs from base 215 to 1537 and encodes 440 amino acids. The record is from RefSeq and is a predicted model, not a curated record. Gene Ontology annotation, biological process: rRNA processing; DNA catabolic process. Gene Ontology annotation, cellular component: nucleus. Gene Ontology annotation, molecular function: 3'-5' exonuclease activity; nucleic acid binding. Lineage: Eukaryota; Metazoa; Chordata; Actinopteri; Characiformes; Serrasalmidae. The transcript is spliced from 9 exons.